Messenger RNA from Zasmidium cellare ATCC 36951, 1995 nucleotides. RefSeq lists its product as uncharacterized. The transcript has 2 exons. Lineage: Eukaryota; Fungi; Ascomycota; Dothideomycetes; Mycosphaerellales; Mycosphaerellaceae. The record is from RefSeq and is a predicted model, not a curated record. Bases 1 to 1995 code for a protein of 664 amino acids.
AUGGCCGCCCGUUAUGCGAGCGAGAGCGACGGGGAUGAUGACUUCCACUCGCUGUCGCUGCACCCUUCGGACCAUGGCGACGACGAUACCGACGCCGAUAUCGACGAGGACAGCGACCCAGCCAUGGCCCCGCCUAUCCACCCCAUUCCCUCUUUCCAAGGGGCAUUUGAAGAGUCCAUAGUCGAGUCGACAGACGACGACCCAUCUUCCAACCCUUCCCUUCCACAGGACGCAGAGAUGAGACGUCGUAAAUUGCUCGAAGCACAACGUUACGAGGACUUCCGCAAGACCCGCUGGAGACAGAAGCCCGACGCCAAGCAUCAUCCUUUCCUCAAAUUGAUGGCUCAAAUUGUGUUUGGGAUGCACCUGCUACAACAAGAACAGGCCAAGUCCAAUGAGGAAGUCGUACGGAUACUGCAGAAUCAUGUAAAUGAGGUCGACUCAUUUCUGGAGCGAACGUCCGAGGACUUCGAUUUGGCGAUUAAAGAUAUCGAAGAACGCAUUCGAUAUUUGAAGUUGCCCAUGCAGCAUAUGGAAGUGUUUGCCGUCAUGCUGGACGACAAGAAGUUUCGCAACGACUUGCUCAAUGGAAACGAAAAGAUUGAGAAGAUCAUUGGCAGGACAGCAAAAGCAAUGAAUGAUGCUGUGUUUGACAUUACGAGUGGCAUUGAGUCGACGAAGGAGCUGGGGGUCUAUUUGACCAACGUUGAAAACACAUGGCCGUUGAACAACAUCGAAAUCGCCGACGUCUUCGGGGCAAUGCGUGGGAACGAACAGGGAUGGCUGAAGUAUCUCAACGAUCUGUUGACUAAGAGCAAGAACCUCAACAACGAUCUUGUGACCUUGGGAAACGUUAUCGGAGAGAUCAAUAAACUUGCUGGAGCAGCGAGUAGGAGAAACAAGCCGCAGAGUAGAAAUGACUCGCCGGCGACCCAACAAUCCGGAGGCUGCUCCCCCGGGGUGAGGUCCAAGUUCGCAAAGGAAACUAUCGCCUACCGAAAGCCUGGGCCAUGGUUGGACAAGCCUCUACCUCAAGAGCCCGAUACGAAUGGAGGAGCUGUCAACGUGACCAUGUCGAAGCCACAUCCAGUGCCGUUUGACACCAGAUAUGAGCAACCUCGUCGUACUGCGCCUGUGCCUCGUUCUCGAAGCUCUUCAAACACGAAUCGAUCUCCACCACGAUCUCGACCAAGGACUGCCGUCCAGUCUGCUGGACCUAGGAAUGCCAGAGGAUCAUCGAAGGAUAAUAUCCGAGAACUUGCAGAUUUCUUGCGACAUUCUGGACCACUACGAAGUAACCCACCAGAAGUCGUUUCUAACAAGAAGCCAGGUCGGUCUCAGAGCCAGAGUGCCAGUGAGAUGAUGAAAGUCAGCGCACCAAGAGGUUCUCAAGAGGUCAGACGAUCGAGAAGUCAGGGGAAUAUUGCCAUCGCCAAGGAGCCGACCAAAAGUAUACCACGAAAGCCUGUCGGCUCUGGCAGCCCUCAGACCCAAAUCAAACUCGUGCCUCAGGCAGGCACGCAGAAGACAGAAGUUCCAUCAAUCACUAACGGCUUCUCUCGCCGCCUCUCCAGAAAAAUACGGAACCUACCAACACCUAUCAGACAUACGCCGAAACCCGAAACCAUCUCUCGUCCCAUCGACUCAGCAUACUCCUCAACACCCGAAAAGGACCGAAAACGAAGCACAUCAUCACCCACCUACUUCACCACCGACACGGACAAAGAUCUUCCCCCCGAGCCAGAAAAGGAUGACACCGCUGCAGGUCACGGCACUCCGCCUGGUUCUCGACUAGGCCUAUUUCCCAAAGAUACUGGACCGUUGACACCCUCCCAAGCUAGCUUUCGCAGCAAGGACAACACGCCCAACUCGAAAGGCUGGGAGACGUCGACGGACAACUCACCCAAGACGCACUCUUCCAAGGCUUCGCGGACGCUGAGCAUCAGACGCUUCUUCUCACAUCGAAAGACCGAGAGCCAGAGUGUAGCUGUCUGA